Molecule: messenger RNA, 2126 nt
Organism: Panicum virgatum (switchgrass)
Lineage: Eukaryota; Viridiplantae; Streptophyta; Magnoliopsida; Poales; Poaceae
Product: glutamate dehydrogenase-like
Exons: 11
Coding region: 638-1873 (411 amino acids)
Biological process (GO): L-glutamate catabolic process
Cellular component (GO): mitochondrion
Molecular function (GO): L-glutamate dehydrogenase (NAD+) activity
Source: RefSeq, a predicted model, not a curated record
GCAAGAGAAUGGAAUGAGAUACACUCACACGCGCAAAGCAGUUGGAAUCACAGGUGGAUCCAAUUCCGAGCACCGUCGCCGUGGCGUCAUCGCCCAAUUCCCCGCCCCCGGCCUAGCACCCAGUUCUGAAUUCCUCCACAUCUCCAUCGCCCCGGCAGGAACAUCCCAUGCACCGCAGGCGUCUCCCCUAUAAAACCCCGUCUAGUCCCCCGCCCUGAUGGCACCGGCGCACACACGGCGGAGAAUUCAUCGAUCGAGUCAAUUCGCCCGCUUCUCCGCGCCCCUGCUAGCCUGCUUAAAAUCAGCAACUGAAUACUCAGCGUGUGACACUCUGGCUGCACGCCUGCACAAUCAGUACAGACCCAGGUCACCCGGCCAAGUACAAUUGUACAUCUUGCGGAGUGGGCAUAUUUCUAUUGCUGGAGAGAGACUUAGUUGAGCACUUUUUUUACAGUUUUUGCGGCUGAAAUGCCGGAUGCUUUGCUGCAAAAAGAAGCAGUGAGUGCCUGAUUUCCAUAGUUCCAUGGGGAUGUCUUAAUCAUGAAUUCAUGUCCAGAUCCCUCAAAGAUCAGUCCCUAACACCUUUCUCUCAGCAUCAGCAAGGGUGUGAUUCUGAAGGGAGAUUUAGUCGAGCAGGAUGAAUGCAUUGGCAGCAACCAGCAGGAACUUCAAGCAGGCAGCUAAGCUGCUGGCCCUCGACUCCAAGCUGGAGAAGAGCUUGCUCAUCCCGUUCCGGGAGAUCAAGGUUGAAUGCACAAUCCCAAAAGAUGAUGGGACUUUAGCGUCCUAUGUUGGUUUUAGGGUUCAACAUGACAAUGCUAGGGGACCUAUGAAGGGUGGAAUCAGAUACCACCAUGAGGUUGAGCCUGAUGAGGUCAAUGCCUUGGCACAACUAAUGACAUGGAAAACAGCUGUGGCCAACAUACCGUAUGGAGGAGCUAAAGGUGGAAUAGGAUGCAAUCCUGGAGAACUGAGCAUCUCUGAGCUUGAGCGGCUUACCCGAGUUUUUACUCAGAAAAUCCAUGACUUGAUUGGCAUCCAUACUGAUGUUCCAGCUCCAGAUAUGGGUACCAACUCACAGACAAUGGCAUGGAUACUUGAUGAGUACUCAAAGUUCCAUGGUUACUCACCUGCUGUGGUGACAGGAAAGCCUGUUGACCUUGGAGGCUCAUUGGGAAGAGAUGCAGCUACCGGAAGGGGAGUUCUGUUUGCUACUGAAGCUUUGCUUGCAGAGCAUGGUAAAGGCAUUGCAGGCCAGCGUUUCGUUAUACAGGGAUUCGGUAAUGUUGGUUCCUGGGCAGCUCAACUGAUCACUGAAGCUGGUGGCAAGGUGAUUGCUAUCAGUGAUGUCACAGGCGCUGUCAAGAACGUCAACGGCCUUGACAUCGCCCAGCUAGUGAAGCACUCGGCGCAGAACAGAGGGAUCAAGGGCUUCAACGGAGGAGAUGCGAUCGAUCCAAACUCACUGCUCACUGAAGAGUGCGAUGUCCUCAUCCCGGCAGCACUUGGGGGAGUCAUAAACAAGGAUAAUGCUAACGAUAUUAAAACAAAGUACAUCAUUGAGGCUGCCAAUCACCCCACAGACCCUGAGGCAGACGAGAUCCUGUCAAAGAAAGGCGUUCUCAUCCUGCCCGACAUACUCGCGAACUCUGGUGGCGUCACGGUGAGCUACUUCGAGUGGGUUCAGAACAUCCAGGGGUUCAUGUGGAACGAGGAGAAGGUGAACGCGGAGCUCCGGACGUACAUGACGCGCGCCUUCGGGGACAUGAAGCAGAUGUGCCGGAGCCACAACUGCGACCUCCGCAUGGGCGCCUUCACCCUUGGCGUCAACCGCGUCGCGCGCGCCACCGUCCUCAGGGGAUGGGAAGCCUGAUCAAGAUCACAUCUUCAUACCAUGCCUUGUGUCUCUGUGUCCUCUCGCGCGUUUUUCUCGAGCCUAAUUUUUCUUUUGGUUAUUGAUCAACGGGAGGUUUGAGAAAAACAAGUUCAGUUAAUAAUUUCAUGAAGUGUGUAUCUCUUAUUAGAGAUCAAUUGAGGGAAAAAACAGAAGUAAUAAAUCUGUAAUUCAUAGAUGAGAUGCUUGUUGGUUUGCAAGCUGCAAUGCAAUAUGGUUUCUUUUGCAAGAA